UAUGAAGAUUCCUCAAAAUCUUAUUAAAGAAUCAGUCUUAUCCACUAUAAUACAAUUUUAUCCACAUCAAAGUUCUCCUCUCUAUAAAAGCACUCCAUCUGGACGUUAAUCGUAACGUUAUAUUUUCUCAGAGCACCAUCAGUUCUCUCCAUAAUCCCCCAAGGAUAGAGAAAAGAAAAAAACUCCCUCCAUAGCAAUGAAAUCACCAUCAGCGAGAAGUUUAUUAUCCCCAAUGGGGAUAUUAAUCUUCCUAGUGCUUUUUGCAUGGGUUCAAAAGGCAGAAUCAGAAGAAGUCUACAUGAAAUAUAAGGACCCGAAACAGCCAAUGGUGACUAGAAUAAACGACCUAAUGUCAAGAAUGACUCUGAAGGAGAAGAUAGGUCAAAUGACACAGCUUGAUAGGGAGAAUUUGACUGCUGAAAUCAUGAGGGAUUACUCAAUUGGGAGUGUUCUUAGUGGUGGCGGAAGUGUGCCUUUCCCAAAAGCAACUCCACAAGAUUGGAUGAAUAUGGUUAAUGGCUUGCAAAAUGGUUCACUUUCAAGCAGGCUUGGCAUUCCUAUGAUUUAUGGGAUUGAUGCUCUUCAUGGCCACAACAAUGUCUAUAAGGCUACUAUUUUUCCUCAUAAUGUUGGUCUUGGAGCAACCAGAGAUCCAGAGUUGGUGAAGAGAAUUGGAGAAGCAACAGCUCGUGAAGUUAGAGCUACUGGAAUCCAAUAUGCUUUUGCACCUUGCAUAGCGGUUUGUAGAGAUCCAAGAUGGGGUCGAUGUUUUGAGAGUUAUAGCGAGGACACUAGCAUUGUGAAAGAGAUGACUACAAUUAUUAGCGGCUUACAAGGAGAAAUCCCUCCUGGUUCUCGAAAGGGUGUUCCUUAUCUCGGUGGACAGGAUAAAGUUGCAGCUUGCGCGAAACAUUUUGUGGGGGAUGGUGGUACAGUUAAAGGGAUUGAUGAGAAUAAUACAGUGAUUGAUUUUAAAGGAUUGCUACACAUUCAUAUGCCAGCAUAUUAUUCAUCAAUCAUUCAAGGUGUUUCUACUAUCAUGGUUUCUUACUCUAGCUGGAAUGGACAAAAAAUGCAUUCGAAUCAUAUGCUUAUAACCAAAUUCCUCAAGGGAUACUUAAAAUUUAAGGGUUUUGUCAUAUCAGAUUGGCAAGGACUUGAUAGGAUGACUUAUCCAGUACAUGACAAUUACACGAACUCUGUUCUAACAGGAAUUUCUGCUGGAAUUGAUAUGGUCAUGGUACCAUACAAUUAUACCGAAUUUAUUAAUGAUGUGACAUACUUGGUUGAAAACAAGUAUAUUCCUAUGAGCCGAAUUGAUGAUGCUGUUAGGAGAAUUUUGAGAGUUAAGUUUAGCAUGGGUCUCUUUGAACAUCCCUUGGCUGAUCCGUCUAUGGUCAGUCACCUUGGUGCUCAGGCUCAUAGGGACUUGGCCAGAGAAGCUGUUAGAAAAUCACUUGUACUUUUGAAAAAUGGCCAAAAUGCUGAUGAGCCAUUGCUUCCACUCUCUAAAAAUGCAUCAAGGAUUUUAGUUGCGGGAAGCCAUGCAAAUAAUCUGGGGAACCAAUGUGGAGGUUGGACUAUUACUUGGCAAGGACUUACCGGCAAUAAGAAUACUACAGGAACUACCAUAUUAAGUGGUAUUACGUCAGCUGUUGAUCCGUCCACUGAGGUAGUCUACAAGGAGAAUAUCGACUCAAGUGAUUUCGUCAAAGAUAACAAAUUCGACUAUGCUAUUGUUGUUGUUGGAGAGCCUCCUUACGCUGAAUAUGCAGGGGAUAACCUCAAUUUAACAAUUCCCGCUGAGGGUGCGACAACACUGACCAAUGUUUGUAAUAAUGUUAAGUGUGUGGUGGUCUUGAUUUCCGGCCGGCCGCUUGUCAUCCAACCUUACUUGGCCAAUAUUGAUGCUUUUGUUGCUGCUUGGUUGCCGGGAAGUGAAGGUAAUGGUGUCUCGGAUGUACUGUUUGGAGAUUAUGGAUUCACUGGAAAGUUGUCUCGGACUUGGUUCAAAACGGUUGAUCAAUUGCCUAUGAACUAUGGUGAUGAGCAUUAUGAUCCACUAUUUCCACUUGGAUAUGGUCUUACUACGGCCCCUCUUGAAGCAAGUUCAUAGAGAAUAUUAUUUUUUAAGUUUUUUCAACUUAUGAUUUUUCUAGUGUUUAGAGAGAUAGAGUUAAUACUUUUCAUUAGGAAAUAAUCAAAGAGAGACCUUUACUUGCUAUGUUACAAAUAUUUGCGGCUAUUUUAAAUUUAUCAGUCUUGUCUA
Oldenlandia corymbosa var. corymbosa is the source of this 2269-nucleotide messenger RNA. The record is from the annotation of a GenBank genome assembly. NCBI's taxonomy places the organism in Eukaryota, Viridiplantae, Streptophyta, Magnoliopsida, Gentianales, Rubiaceae.